UAUUUUAAAACAUCACCGUCAAUAAUUUCUAUUUUCACACAAAGAAUAUUUGCGCUGACCUUAUGAGCACUUUGUGCAGUCGGAAAAGAUUUGAUUAUUUAGUGAUGUUUCUAACUUUGACGUUCUAUAAGUGAAGCUGAACUCUUCCGUCAUUUACUUCCUAAACGUGCCCGGACAUGCCUAACAAACUCUGACUUUCAAAUGGAGCUCAUUAUGAUCUCAGCAGCCCACAUCAGACGCUCAGCGCUGGAAACAGCUGAUGUUUGGACAUCAUGACAGUGCUGCAGACCGAGACUGUUGCUUUGGCUGGAAUGAGUGAAAACCUGUGGCUGGAAAAAGCUUGCGCUCACCUUAUUCCUGCUUUACCAUUAUGGAUCAUUGAAUAUGCAUGGACUAAACGGAUGAUGGAGGUCUUAGAAGUUCUAGGACCUCCGUUGUGGCUAGAAGGUGACUGGCAUCUUCUGACCCUUGAAGAGCCGUGCAGAAUCCGGGUGGUGGCGGCAGAGGUCUGGAGGAUCGUGCAAGCCAGAGACAUCAAGCAUUUUGAGCGAGUCACUGAGUUUUUGGAUGUCACAUACACACUUGUGCCAAGACUAGUGACUCCCAUCAAACACAUGAAGAUCAUGUUUGGUCUGCAGACUCUGGUUAUCAUGUGGAUGUUGUGGAAUGACCAGAGCAUCGCUAAAAUAUCUGACAAGAUUGAAAAGUUUUUUCCUAACAGCCUCCAAGAGUAUCACAAAUGUAGCCGCAGGAACAUGGAUCUGAUGCAGAAAAACCGGGAAGAUUUCAAGUCCUUUGCUCAUGUUCUGGCCAGAGACAGGGAUAUACGUGAGACUUACAUUCGGGAUUUAAUGGAAGAGCAAUAUGGUGAAUGCUAUGCACAGAAACUGGAGGAGAGACUUUCUCACUAUUUGGGAGAGCUAGAUAAAGUCCUGCCACAACCUACAUAUAUUGAUCAGUUACUGAAGCAGUCCUAUUCAUAUGGGAGGGGAGAGAAGAUCCUGAAAAAAUUACUUUCAAUUAAAAGUGCCUCUUUAGCCUCAGUUCUGAAGAGACUCCUAAAUUGCGCAGUAACAACAAAUCUAAGCCUUGACGACAGUCUCACUCCAUCACUUUCAUGCACUUGUGAGGAACAAAGGGACGCUGAAGUUGUUAAACCAUCUCAUGGUACCCUCCGUGUAUUUUUGAGGUCAUCUCAGAACAGCACAAAAGAGGAUGGACUCUUUGGUUCUCAGGGCUUGUGGCAAAAUAGAAACACGGAUACCAUUUGUGGGGAUGGAGUAAUCGUUACAUCUACGCAGUUGUCAGAUUCUGAAAUCAAUCUGAUUGACUUCAGCCAAUCUCCUCUGGCGGAGAAGGACCUGGUUGGGAGGGAGAGACAGGCGAAGACUCAAUCUGAACCAGGAGAGAAGGAAAGUGAGAGGGAUUUCAAAGAGCAGAUGUGCUCUAGGCAUGGCAAAACAAUGAGGAGCAUCCUUCAGGAAUGUUCUGAAGAGCCUGAUGGAGAAGUCGUACAGGCAGAAUGCACUCCCACAUCAACCCAGAGCACUCCACCUCUUCUUCUGUACUCACCACAACCUCAAGCAUCUCCAAACCAGCACUCACAGUCCUCAAACCCAGAUUCAUCCUCUACGAACAUUUCAUUGUCUUACAUCCAGCAGGUCAAUCUUUCCUCAGUGUCUUCAAAGAAUCCAGCUGCUCCUUCACCUUCAGUCUUCCUAGAGUCCUCAUCAUCUCAUUCCGCAGCCUCAGAGCAACUCGGAAUCGAUGCAGGAGAGAUUUUAGCUACUGCUGUCUUCACUGAACCAAGCACGACCAAUAAACAUGAUCUGAAACUGUCCUUAGAGAGUCAAAGCUUCCUCAUGCAGUCCAAGUGGCUUCAACCUCAAGUGUGUCUUAGUAGACUGAGCAAGGAAGAGUGUGUCAGAGCUAUGUAUUCAUACAGAGCCUGUGACAUUUUAGAAGGAGAACAAGAGCAUGAAGGUGAUCAAUACAUGUUAUUUGAUGUAAACACACUUUAUUCAGAUUCAUACUCGGAAGAUUUUGAAUCAACAGACUCUGAUGACCCUGAUUACAAGCCCAACUAAGACUAAAACAGAGGACUGCAAGCAGAUGUGGUCUUCAUCCUGGUUAUCGGAUGCAUAGGUACUCUGACACCUAUUUUAGCAUUGUAUGUUGAAUGUUUGAAUGCAAUCAAUUAGGGUUGGGAAAAUAUGCAGCUUUUUUACAUUACUGUUACCUUAUCGGUUUACCUCAUGGUGGCCAAGAUGCUUCAAGCUCUUGAUGGUCAACAGGUCAGUCUUUUACCAGUGUCCUCAAAGAUUCCAGUUACUCCUUCAUCUUCAGUUCUCCAACAGUCCUCCUCAUCAUCCCAGUCCACAGCCUCAAAGCAACUUGGAAUCAAUGCAGGACAGAUUUUAGCUAUCGUUGUCUUCACAGAACCAAUGAACACAAUCUGCAACUGUCCUUAGAGAGUCAAAGCUUUCUCAUGCAGUCCAAGUGGCUCAAACCUUAAAGGGUUAGUUCACCCAAAAAUCUAAAUGAUGUCAUU
Molecule: messenger RNA, 2551 nt
Organism: Carassius auratus (goldfish)
Lineage: Eukaryota; Metazoa; Chordata; Actinopteri; Cypriniformes; Cyprinidae
Exons: 7
Coding region: 273-2087 (604 amino acids)
Biological process (GO): telomere capping; regulation of telomere maintenance via telomere lengthening
Cellular component (GO): shelterin complex
Molecular function (GO): telomeric repeat DNA binding
Source: RefSeq, a predicted model, not a curated record